Hevea brasiliensis (rubber tree) is the source of this 1727-nucleotide messenger RNA. RefSeq names its product wall-associated receptor kinase 1-like. The record is from RefSeq and is a predicted model, not a curated record. The transcript has 2 exons. The coding region runs from base 924 to 1703 and encodes 259 amino acids. NCBI's taxonomy places the organism in Eukaryota, Viridiplantae, Streptophyta, Magnoliopsida, Malpighiales, Euphorbiaceae. Gene Ontology annotation, molecular function: polysaccharide binding.
GUGGCCUUAUCUUGCAGCAAAACACUCUAUGUAACAAGGAAUCCCUGAUAUAUUUAAAAUCUUUACUGCUGAGGAGUUGAGAAAGGCCACCGAUAACUGUGAUGAGAGCACCAUAGUUGGCAUGCAGAGGAGGCUUUGCAAAGGGAUUUUAUCGGAUAACGGAGAAGUUGCCAUCAAGGAGUCGAUAAGAUUUAUAAGGUAUUUUAUAAAAUUUACAUUGGAAUUUGGUUGAAAUCAUAAUUAUAUCCUUGCGUUUUGAAUUUUAAACAAAAUUGUCCCUAAACUUUAAUUUCAUCUACAAAAAGCUGCAAAUUCAAGAUAUUGGUCAUGGAUUAAACAAAUUAAUUUGCAAAUUCAGAGUAAUUACAAAUUGGGUUAGAAAAUUUCAACUCUAACGCAUGUUCUCUAGUUGCAAAUUAAAUGAUCAUUGUUAGUUUGAGAAUUCCUUUCAUGAGAUACAGUGGAUGACAGAUGACUUGAAUUGAAUCUGCUGGCUGUUUUAUUUUUCUUUAAUCUUUGGUUGUAACAACCGAUUUGUUGGCAACUAAGCUUUUAAAUAUGUUCCUUUCAUGAGUUAUUAUCAAUUUGUCAUUAAUGUGACCCUUCUUAUAUUUUAUUUUUUCGAAAUCAGUAAAUUUCUUUUAAUAUGGCCCUCUUACAAGGCAUUUGCAGAUGAAUAUCGUUACUGAGAGUUAGCAUCACUCUUAUAUAUGCAUCUAUUAUUCUAAAUCUUCCACAUAUAAUUUGCAAGUCCUCUCACGUAAGCAACAUUUUGAUAUCCAACGGCAUGCCAGGCGCUGGAAUUGGUCUUCCUUGUUGGUGACAACAAAGAGAUCAACAGUACAGGAAAUUUUCUCCAGAAUUCCAUUCAGGAAACUAUCUUAGAGAAAAUAAAAAUAAAAAGAAAGAAGGGAGAAGCUGCUAUGGGAUUCCAAGGAAUGCUAAUGAAAUUUGCGCUAAUAGGGUUGUUAGUAGCUGCAGCAGCAACACAAGAAUUUACAGUGGCCAAACCUGGCUGCCAAGAUAGAUGUGGGAAUAUCAGCAUCCCAUAUCCAUUUGGCUUGACAGAUGACUGCUACUUGGAUCCUGAAUUCCUCAUAACUUGUAAUGAAACUUUUGAUCCUCCACGAGCAUUUUUAACAGAAAGUCGAAUCAUUGUAACAGAGAUAACGCUAGAAGGAAAGCUGCACAUCAUUACAUUUGUAUCUCGAGAUUGCUAUAACACUAAUUCAGGCACAGCUGCUGAUGACAACACAUCCUGGUCCAUGCUCAGGCUAAGUAAAUUCGUCGUCUCUGAUACUGAUAAUAUGUUCGUUGCUAUAGGUUGUAACACUGAAGCAACCGUCCUUGGUUCCCUAGCCGUGAACCAUUCUUAUGUAUACAAGGUUGUUGCCAGACUUCACUUGCCAAAAGGAGUACCUUACUUCAAUGUAACAGUGAGCAGCUACCAGAGUGAUACUUCCAUCGCAGACAUCAGUCCCUGCAGCUAUACCUUCAUUAAAGAGACAAAGUCCUUCAAAUUUGCUUCGACUAAUUUUUCUGAUCUGAGGUACGUUGCAAGACUUCCUCUGGUGCUGGAUUGGAAUAUUGGGGUUCAAUUUCUACCCCGUAAAUUGCUUCACCUGUACGCCUCAGAACAGAGCUCACUACUCGAUGCUAAUAGCUUCUUUUGCGAUGUUUCUGUUUCUUUUGUUGGAACCUAAUUCAAACAUGAUUGAUUUAGUCUU